AUGUUAGCUUUUAAAUUGGUCGGCUUAAUAAUAGUGAUUGAGUUAAUCUGUGUCAUCCAGCAUUCGGAGGGGCAAUAUGAAUCUAGUGAAGAAUUCGAAGAACAAUUAAAUUAUUUCGGUAGUAUAGAAAUACUACACAGUCUUUUACGGGAUUAUGAGUCUGUUCAAAGCAGUUGGAUGAAUCCGGAAUACGAAGAAUAUGAUCGACAAGUUAUAGACUCUUUGGAGGACUAUGUCGCUCAGGUGCAAGAUAAUGAUUCAUAUCGUGAUCCAGUUAGGCCAUCAAGUUCUAUGAAAGUGCUAACGCAUUUUUGUGGUCCUGGAAACUGGUCGGUCAAUGGAGAAGUGACACAAAACCCAUAUUUUAACCAAAUAGAUCAAUGCUGCAAAAAACAUGAUGAAUGUCCGGAUUACAUAGUACAACGAAAGGACUACGAGAGGUAUCCAGCGUUGCCUUAUAAGCCACAAUUUUUUACAAGGUUAAGAUGUAACUGUGAUGCUCAAUUUUUCUCCUGCUUACGAGAUGUGGCAACGUUUUUCUCCUAUGCAGUGGCGUGGAUCUACAGUAAAGCACAAACGCAUUGCUUCGAGUAUGAGUAUCCAGUGACGGAGUGCAGACAGUUUAUAAACGAUGGACUCAUCUCUACACCUCGGUGCAUUGAAUACCUGGUCGAUAAUACCAAUCAAAAGAGCUGGCAAUGGUUCCAUAUACCAUAUCUUACUGCAAAUCUCAUGUGUUUUCCAAAAGUUGUAUACCGAGACCAACAAUGAUAAAUUGUGAAAUUUGUUGAUUGAUUGUCUAACGUAGGCUUAGCUAGAUCGAGCAAAUCAACAAAAAAUAAAAGCAAAUCCUUUGAUGUUAACGGGCACCUAUAUUCUUUUUCUCAGCGCUCUCGUUGUAGAAUCAAAUGUAGAUUUUUUCACAUCAGCUCUACAAAGCGUGGUUUGUGAGUGCGAUCAUCAGUAGUUCGAGUCUAAGCC
Ochlerotatus camptorhynchus is the source of this 981-nucleotide messenger RNA. RefSeq lists its product as uncharacterized. The coding region runs from base 1 to 771 and encodes 256 amino acids. The record is from RefSeq and is a predicted model, not a curated record. NCBI's taxonomy places the organism in Eukaryota, Metazoa, Arthropoda, Insecta, Diptera, Culicidae. Gene Ontology annotation, biological process: phospholipid metabolic process; arachidonate secretion. The transcript has 3 exons.